Messenger RNA from Paramuricea clavata, 342 nucleotides. NCBI's taxonomy places the organism in Eukaryota, Metazoa, Cnidaria, Anthozoa, Malacalcyonacea, Plexauridae. The record is from the annotation of a GenBank genome assembly.
AUGUAUUUGGACUUUGCAAAAGCGUUUGACAAGGUUAGUCAUAAGCUUUUGUUGACUAAACUUCACAAGUUUGGAAUAAGAGGUGACCUACUAAGUUGGUUUGAAAAUUAUCUCUCCGGCCGCUACCAAAGAGUCACUGUUCUGGGUGAGACCUCGGGUACACUCCCUGUACUGUCUGGAGUUCCUCAGGGAUCAAUCUUGGGGCCCCUCCUUUUCCUAGUAUAUGUGAACGAUCUUGCACAUUCCAUCUCGGGCGAAUCAACUGUGGCAAUGUUUGCCGAUGAUACCAAGUGCUACCGUCCGGUGAAAGAUUUACCCGAUUGCGAAAGUGCUCACUGCUAG